Molecule: messenger RNA, 1047 nt
Organism: Oikopleura dioica
Lineage: Eukaryota; Metazoa; Chordata; Appendicularia; Copelata; Oikopleuridae
Source: the annotation of a GenBank genome assembly
AUGACUUCGCCAGGGCCAAAGCCGAGAGCGGAGCAUAUACUGUCGUGGAUUUUGUAUUCAUGCGAUGUGAUCAUUCUAAAACAUGGAAUUACAGUCAAAAUACAUCCGGACAUUCCAGGGUACUACGAACUAGACAACUUUGGCCUUGAGUUCCAAGAGUCUCCGCCCAAUAAGUCGGGCCCGAAGACGGUAGAGAUUAAAAGUGAGAAGACGGGAGAGGUGAUAAAAGUACCGAAGAAGGAGGGUAUUCAGCCGCCGACACUACUAUCUUGUGAUAACUCUGGAAAAGCAACUGGAGUAGCUACCUCUGAGAUUCAGUAUAUCGGUACUUUUAACUGGCCAAAGCCGCUCAACAAUCCCUUCCGCUGCAACUACAAGCUAGAUAUAAGCGCACAUGAACCAGGCUCAUUCCUCAAACUCUCCUUCAUCGAUUUCAAGACAGACUGUUCAGAACGCAGCCGCAUGAAAGUCUUUGAAUCAGGAGUAGAGCGGAUAUUCCGAAUCUGCGGGAAAAUGCCAAUUGAAGAUUAUGUCGCGAAAACUGGCAGUGCUGAGAUUCAUUUGGACAUUGGCCAGGACGCACAAGUUCUCAUAAGUUUCCAGCUUAUCCCAGGUCUUCCGCCUAAGCCGAUCCCGGUUGCUUUACAGACAACACGAGAACCACCAGCUCUAAUCAAGAACUUGCUUCAAAAUUAUUAUGCCCCAACUCAAUCUACCGUUCCCGAGCCAAGAACAAAAUACCACCCAGCUCCUCCUGUAAUCAUAAAAUCAGUGCGCGAUGAGAGUUAUCAGCCUGACACUACCAUCGUCGGAAAAAGAAAACUCUUGCUCACAAUGAUUUUUUGUGCCCUUGGAGUUAUCUCCCUCUGCGGGGCAAUUUAUCUCGUGAGAAAGUAUACCAUGGAGGCCGAGGCAGAGGAUAACUCCACCGCAAAUUUACAAGAGCUUCAUCAAAACAUGGCAUACCAAGCUGAAAUGCGUCGCCUAGAAGAUACGAGGUUAAAAUACGAGGGUCAAGUUUCGACGAAACUCCAGGCGCGUUACUAA